Messenger RNA from Capsaspora owczarzaki ATCC 30864, 3042 nucleotides. RefSeq names its product DNA replication licensing factor MCM3. The transcript is spliced from 6 exons. Gene Ontology annotation, biological process: mitotic DNA replication initiation; double-strand break repair via break-induced replication; DNA strand elongation involved in DNA replication. The record is from RefSeq and is a predicted model, not a curated record. Gene Ontology annotation, cellular component: MCM complex; nucleus. Lineage: Eukaryota; Filasterea; Ministeriida; Capsasporidae. Gene Ontology annotation, molecular function: ATP hydrolysis activity; single-stranded DNA helicase activity; single-stranded DNA binding. The coding region runs from base 36 to 2957 and encodes 973 amino acids.
UAUUUUUUUCUUUCUUUCUCAGUCUCAACUCACGAAUGGCGGCAUUGAACGAUGUUGUCCAGCAGGAGCUGAACGAGAUGCGCGUCCAGAUUGUCCAGCUGCUCGACGGCACGGGCUCGACGGGUGGCAACUACCUGGACCGCAUCCACCACAUGAUUGACAAGCGAGACACGCGACUCAUCAUCAACAUCAACGACAUCCGCGCAGCGCGACCAGAGAUUGCUCAAAGAUUGUCGCGAGAACCCAUCACAGUCAUCCCCGUGUUCGAGGCGGCGCUCAAGGAGGUCGUGCAGAGCGUCGACAAUGUCUUUUUCAAUGACAAUCCGCUGCUGAGCGUUGGCUUUGAAGGAUCGUUCGGAAGCCACCAAGUGACCCCGCGCGGACUCACGGCGAACUUUGUGGGCCAUCUCGUGUGCAUCGAGGGCAUCGUGACAAAGUGCUCGCUGGUCCGACCAAAGCUCGUGCGAAGCGUCCACUACUGCCCUGCGACGAAACACACGCUGACGAAAGAAUACCGCGACGCCACUUCCUUCAACGGCUUGCCGACGGGCGGCACAUACUUGCGAGAAGAUCCCAACGGCAAUCCGCUGGAGACAGAGUUUGGCAUGUGCACGUACAUUGACCACCAGACGGUCGGCAUCCAGGAAAUGCCAGAGAGCGCGCCGGCCGGCCAACUGCCGCGGUCGGUCGACGUUAUUCUCGACAACGAUCUCGUCGACCGCGUCAAGCCUGGCGAUCGCGUCCAAAUCAUUGGCGCGUACCGCGUCCUCCCAAACAAGCAAGGCUCGGAAACGAGCGCCAUCUUCCGCACCAUUGUUAUCGGCAACCACAUCCGCCUUCUCAGCAAAGAAAUCAUCCAGCCCCUCGUCACCGAGCAAGAUGUGCUUGCCAUCAAGCGGCUGGCCAAGCAGCGCAGCAAGGACAUUUUUUCGCUUCUUGCACGCUCGCUUGCUCCCUCCAUCUACGGCCACGAGUACAUCAAGAAAGGUUUGUUGUGUCUGCUGCUCGGUGGUCAGGAGAAGAAUCUAUCGACUGGCGGCCAUAUUCGCGGUGAUAUUAACAUGAUGCUUGUCGGCGAUCCGUCCACGGCCAAGUCGCAAGUACUCCGAUUCGCGCUGCAGAUUGCUCCGCUGGCAAUCGCGACCACCGGCCGUGGCUCGUCCGGCGUCGGUCUGACUGCUGCAGUUACGAGCGACGCGGAGACCGGCGAGCGACGACUCGAGGCUGGCGCCAUGGUGCUGGCCGAUCGCGGCAUUGUGUGCAUUGACGAGUUUGACAAGAUGAGCGAUGUGGAUCGCGUGGCGAUUCACGAAGUGAUGGAGCAGCAGACAGUGACGAUCGCCAAAGCCGGCAUCCACACAACCCUGAACGCGCGCUGCUCUGUCAUUGCCGCGGCCAAUCCCAUUUACGGGCAGUACCGCGCGGAGACCUCGCCGCAGGACAACAUUGCCCUGCCCGAUUCGCUGCUCUCGCGUUUUGACUUGCUUUUCAUCGUGCUGGAUGCAAUGAACCCAACGCACGACAGCCACAUUGCAGAGCACGUUCUGCGCAUGCAUCGGUAUCGCCGUCCUGGCGAGGCCGAUGGCGAGGCGCUCUCUCUGUCGUCGGACUCCACCGCAGCCUUGCUGCACUACGACCUCGAAGACCGGCAAGCCAACGCUGCCAACAAUCCGGACGGCCGCGACGGCAUUUUUGAAAAGCACAACGCGCAGCUCCGGGGCAAGCAGACUCAGGAGAUUCUCACCAUUUCCUUUAUCAAAAAGUAUCUCCAGUACGCCAAAGCCCGCGUCCAACCUGUGCUCACGCAGGCUGCGGCCGACUUUAUCGCCUACGAGUACAGCCUGCUGCGCGCCAGCGAGUCGGAGGAGCGCAAGACGCUUCCCGUCACUGCGCGUACCCUCGAAGCCAUGAUUCGCCUCGCCACCGCGCACGCCAAGGCGCGCCUGUCCCGCGAGGUCACGGCCGAUGACGCGGCCGAGGCGUACAACAUUCUCAAGUUCUGCCUCAUUGGCGUGGGCCCGGACGCAGACAGCCAAAAGGCCAAGCUCGAGCGCGACGCUCGUGCCAUGCGUGGCGAGGACGAAGGUGACGAUGAUGAUGAUGGCGACGAUGGUGCGGAUGGUCGAGACGGCGGCAACGGCGGUGGUAGCACUCGUGGCAGCGUGUACAGCGGUCGCAGCACCCGCACCAGCCGCAGCAACGUUGAUUUCCGAGGCAUGGAUUCGGCCCUUGAAUCCACCUCGGAUGACGGAAAGUGGAAGGCGCCAUCGACGCCCAUGCGCGCAAAGGACGCGUUUAUCAAGACGCUUCGCGCCCAAGACGAGGCUAUUGCCAUGGCCGCCGCCGCCGAUGCUGCCGAGGAGGAUCUUCGUCGCGAGCUCGAGCAGCAGCAGCAGGCCGAUGAUGAAGCGACUGCGUCCGGCUCGACACGCUCUUCGCGCCGGUCUGCCCCUGCUUCGCCCGCCUCCAUCAUUUCCUCCUCGCGCGGCAGUCGCAAGCGCGUCGCCGAGGAUGCGGAGGACGACGACGAAAUCCCUCCCACACCCCGAUCUGCGCGCGGCUCCCCGCGCUCCAAGGCCGCUGCACCAUCGCCCGCCUCUGCGAGAAAGAGGGCUCGCUCAACCGAAGAGGCCAGCCAAGAGGCAGAAGACGAUGAUGACGAGGAAAUUGACGCCACUCCUCAACGCGCUGGCCCCAGCAAGCGUGUCGCUCCUCAAAGCUCCUCUCCCCGCAAGCGCAUUCAAGUUUCUGAUGCUCGGCUGGACGUCUUCAUGCGAGACUUGGACAACAUUUUCAUGCAACUCAACUCCACAUUCAUCGAUUUGGAGGUUGUCUACCAGCGACUGGUGGGCAAAUCGCGGCCUGCUUGGACGGACGACGAGAUUGGCGCUUGUCUCGACCGCCUUGUUGCUAGCGAAAAGCUCAUGCUGUCCGAAGACAAGGUUUUCCGAUUGUAAAAAACCACCGCCAGCACCAUCGUAGAAUGUCCAUGUGACUGUUAAGACUCGAUUCAUAAAAGCCAAGUUUUCGUUUUUCCCUCCA